UGGUAAGACUCACCGAGGAUUAACUCUGUCUGUUUUAUUGUCAUUUUCAUUGUUCAGUAUCUCAGCUUCGAAUCGGUUGCUAUCGCUCUAGGGUUUUCUUGUCAUCUUUCUUGGUUUUCUCGGCAACCAAAACCGGGAUCAGGUGCUUUGGUUUUGGAUGAUUUUUUUAAAUAGCUAAAUGCUGGGUAAUUUUAUGGCUAGUGGGAAUUUAUGGGGUGAGUGAUGCGGGGUCGAGAAAACCCUAAAUGAUAUGAGGUUUUGAAUAUGAGCCAUGGAGGUGGAAAUGGUACGAAAGGUAAUGAACAACUAGAGUACAAUAAAACAAGUAGACCCGGAGCCAAUGACUUUGGGCGAGCGGUGUCAAAGGUUGCAGUUGCACAGGUAUGCGAGAGCGUGGGGUUUCAGGGCUUCAAAGACUCUGCUUUGGAGGCUCUCGCUGACAUUGCAAUUCGAUACCUACGUGACCUAGGAAAGACGGCGAGUGUCUAUGCUAACUCAUCUGGUCGGACAGAGUGUAAUGUGUUUGAUAUCAUUAGAGGGUUGGAGGAUUUGGAAGCUUCACAAGGCUUUCUGGGUGGAUCGGAGGUACAAAAUUGUCUUGCUGGUUCGGGAACAGUGAAAGGGAUUGUUGAGUAUGUAGGUGGGGCAGAGGAGAUUCCAUUUGCUCAGCCAGUGCCUCAGUUUCCGGUGAUUAAGCAUCGGAAACUGAUUCCAAGCUUUGUACAAAUGGGUGAAACGCCACCUGGCAAGCACAUACCGCCAUGGUUGCCAGCUUUGCCUGAUCCCCAUACGUAUAUACAUACACCUUUAUGGAAUGAGAGGGCAACAGAUCCUCGCACAGAUAAGAUUGAGCAAGCACGACAACGUAGAAAGGCGGAGAGGUCCUUGUUGAGUUUGCAGCAAAGGUUGUUGUCCAGUGGUUCGGCGGGAACUUCAACCUCACGUAGUGAUGCAAAGGAAUCGGAUGGGGCUCAAAAUAACCCUUUCCUUGGACUGCCUCUACAACCAGGGGAGAAAGAUGUUUCUCUGGUGGUUUCACCGAGUAAGACUUCGGAUGAAAUGGUGGGGAAUAUCCAUGUCUCCGUACUAGAGGCAUUUGCUCCUGCUAUUGAAGCGGUCAAAGGUGGGUUUUCUUAUGAUGGGGAAGAUGGGAAAAAUGUUCUUCCUGAUGUGAGGCCUGCUGUUCAGUUAAAGUUUAGGACUGGCAAGAAGUUUCUAGGUGAAUCAUUGGAUUUGAGCCUUCAGAACAAGGGUGUUGGGAGAGCAGCCUCUUGGGUUGCCCGGGAUGAGGAGAGGGAUGACAAGAAGAGGAGAGCUGAAUUUAUUCUUAGACAGUCUACAGAAUACCCGCUGGAACUCAAUCAGUUGUAAACUAGUUAGUUUAGAAAUCGGCAUUGGCAGUGGGCUAUGGAUGCUCCAAAAUUGAGGGCAUACUCGUUCUGCUAUGGAUAUUUUCAGAAUCUUGUGUGAGUUCCUCAUGGUCCACUUUAACAUUUUUUAGAGGCAUGUCAAUGUAUGUUUCCUUGUUAGCCUAACAUCUGCUUUGAUUUUUUGAAACCGAAGUCUUUUCUUUUU
Juglans microcarpa x Juglans regia is the source of this 1575-nucleotide messenger RNA. RefSeq names its product transcription initiation factor TFIID subunit 8. The transcript has a single exon. The coding region runs from base 265 to 1371 and encodes 368 amino acids. Gene Ontology annotation, molecular function: protein heterodimerization activity. Gene Ontology annotation, cellular component: transcription factor TFIID complex. Lineage: Eukaryota; Viridiplantae; Streptophyta; Magnoliopsida; Fagales; Juglandaceae. The record is from RefSeq and is a predicted model, not a curated record.